AUGGAGCCGCGUGUGGGGAACAAGUUCCGUCUUGGUCGCAAGAUUGGGAGCGGGUCAUUUGGAGAGAUCUAUCUAGGUUUGUUCGAUUACAUUUCCCCCUUAUAUUUCCUCUGCCUUGUUUUUAUUCGAGGUCGUAUAUUUUCAUUCUUAUAAUUUCACUUUUUGAUUAAAAUGUUUUUAGGGACUAACAUCCAGACCAACGAGGAAGUGGCCAUUAAGCUUGUGAGUUUCUAUUCCCUGCUGCAUUUUUACCAUGAGAUCAUCGUCUUUUCUUGGCCAGAUAAGUUGCUUUUUUGCGUAAAGGUUUCCUGAAAAUAACCGUCAUUUUUUCUCAUGACAUUUCAUACUUUUUAGUUUCGGGAAAAAUUAAGGCGACUUCUCAAAAUGUUUGAAAUCGAGUAAUACGUUCCUCGGUUACGCACAGUUGGAACUAUCUAGUGAAUUUGCAGCCUAGGUCGGUUCGGGAUAAUGUUUCUUGGACAUUACUGGAGGAAUUAUUUGAGGAACGAUGUUAUAAUUUGCUUGGAGUAUCAGAUAUUAUCUUGAAAAGGGUUACCAACUUCAUAUAGACAAAGGCGUUCAAGUUCUAUAAAUUCAUUUAGUCACAUUUUAACCUUUUUUGAUAUCUGGUUUUGGUUUUGUUGUAGGGUUACAAUCGUGUGAAUAGGCCCUGAUAUCUUCCAGUUUCUUUCAAGAUAUGGAUGUAAUUCAAAUGAUACUGUUUUACCUCGAUUGUAACCAAGCUUAGGUGAGAGAUAAUGAGUAUGCAUAAUGUUUGGGUUUGUUGUAAGAUCUUGUCCUUGAUAGCUGGUAAGGCAUCUAAUUCGAGCAUUGGAAGGAGGGCCAUUGAGUUGCUGCUUACGUGGCUAAAGUUGACAAAGGGACUCUAUCUUCUGAUCGAUUCCCUCAUCAAGCUGGAGCCAUAAUUGGGAAGGGAUAGCUAUUCAUGGUCAUGACAUAUUCUUGACUCAGAUUGGGUUGAGGAUUAAAUGUAGUUCUACAUUAUAUGAUGUCAUCACUGUGGUGGAGUCAAGAUUGAGACCCAUGUCUUGGAUUAUGUCGGUUUUGGUCUAAAUGAAAAAAUCCAUGAACGACAGAAAAGGUAGCUGUCUUUUAAAUUUAAAAAAUGAAGACGGAAGGAAAUCACAUUUGGGUUUAUUAUUUGUAUGUCAAAGAGGAAUAUGUAUUGAUAGGGGAAAGGAAGAAGAAAUUCAAUGGUUUCUCUUAAUCUUCAGUCCUAUACUGGUUCCGAAUUUAUGAAUGUGUAGCAUAGUUGGUUAUACGGGGUAGAAUUGUUUGCAUUCUGUUUAGUAGAGUGCUUCAGUGCCGCACAUCUUUAGACUUUGUUCAAGAAAGGUGAUUGUGUAGGAACUAAUUUAACAGAAAAAGCGUGAUGAAAUGGGAUCAGGUUUGCUUGAACAGCUUGGGAAGAGAACAAAAUAGAGAUCGGAUGAGAGGACAAGGCUACUGAUGACAGGACGGAAAUAUUGACCAUCUGAGGGAAGCUGAUUAUGUUGUGUUCUAGAGGGUGCAGUCUUGCAACAAAAUGCUGGGGCUUACUUUUGUCACAUCCCUUCUGUUUCUUGGCUUCUGCUUUCCAUAUGUUCUGGAAUUAUCCAACAUCUCCAUCCCAGAAUCUUUGGUCGAUUUUUUUUGUGAAAUUCUUUCCCUGUACAUAGGACGUCAAGUACCCAUCUCUUCUUCUCCUCUGCAGGAAAAUGUCAAGACCAAGCAUCCUCAGUUGUUAUAUGAAUCAAAGCUGUACAGAAUUCUACAAGGAGGAAGUAAGAAACUGAACACUGUCGAUAUUUUCCUGAUUCAUGGUGAUUCAUUAUUUCUAUGGGAGGUACCAAUAUCAUUUUGUCUUAUUUUUCCAGCCGGAAUUCCCAAUGUAAAGUGGUUUGGUGUCGAAGGUGAUUACAAUGUUCUUGUGAUGGACUUAUUGGGACCAAGCCUUGAAGAUCUUUUCAACUUCUGCAGUCGAAAAUUAUCUUUGAAGACUGUGCUAAUGCUUGCAGAUCAAAUGGUAAAACUUCAUUCGCUGGCUGUUUAUACGCUAAUUUGGUCCAUUGAACACUUGGCCGUAUUUUUUUUCCCUUUUAAUUGCCCUGUGCUCUUUGAAUAUUAUUCAGAUCAAUCGGAUAGAGUAUGUGCACUCCAAAUCCUUUUUGCAUCGAGAUAUAAAGCCAGAUAAUUUUCUUAUGGGCUUGGGAAGGCGUGCUAAUCAGGUUCUUUUCCCACUCUCGCUUUAACUUUUCAUUAAUGGUAGGCCUAAACCGGCUGCAUUUUUUUCCCAUCCAUUUAGGUGUACAUUAUUGACUUUGGCCUUGCAAAGAAAUAUAGAGAUACUUCAACCCACCAGCACAUCCCCUACAAGUAAGUUGAAUCAUGAACCCUCACUGUACUUGUAUUAAAAUGCUAGCGAUUGAUUUAUCCUUAAGAAUUACUCGUAUAUUUAUUCUUUUUUUUUCGAGAUAAAUUUUAUCCGCGUAUAUGAUGAUGCCUCAUCUUGUUUUUUUUAGUUGUAGUCUGGUUUUAGUAUCCUUCAAUCAUAUUCCCGACAAUUUCAGGGAUAAUAAAAGCUUGACAGGGACAGCAAGAUAUGCUAGCACGAACGCUCACCUUGGGAUUGGUAUGCGCCGUGUAGUCUGUUCUUGGUAUUAUUUGUUGCAGCUAUUUUGCCUAGUAGCCUCAAAUUAAUAUAGCUUGUGAAUAUGGUAUGCUUUUUCUCUAUGUGAUAUACUCACUAGCCAUGUUCUGUGAUUCCUAAGAACAAAGCAGGAGAGAUGAUUUGGUAUCUCUUGGAUAUGUUCUCAUGUAUUUCUUAAGGGGAAGGUCUGUUUCUCGCCUAAAUAUUACCCAUCCUGCUGUCAUUUGUCUUAGAUGCUUACUUGUUGCUCUCCCUCAGUCUUCCCUGGCAGGGACUAAAAGCUGGAACUAAGAAGCAGAAGUACGAAAAGAUCAGCGAGAAGAAGAUUUCCACUUCAAUUGAGGUAUCUUGGAACAUGAUUUCCACUUUACUGAUUAAAAUAUUUGCCUAUUCCCUUGGAAAUCAUAUUCUCCAAAGUUGAAAAUUUUUCACAUUAUUAAAUAUUUGUUGUAAUCUAUAAAAAUGUUUACUUGCAGGCUUUAUGUCGUGGAUAUCCUGCAGAAUUCACAUCGUACUUUACGUACUGCUGUUCCUUGCGUUUUGAUCCCAAACCAGAUUAUGCUUAUUUGAAGAGGAUAUUCCGUGAUCUCUUUAUCCGAGAAGGUAUCCUAUCCGAGUUGGGAGUGGUUGAAAUUAAUAGAAAAAAAUUCUUCACGAUAUAUUUGAUAUCUCGUCGUUUGAUUGAUCAUUUGCAUUCACGAAUUCCUGUUUUGCAGGCUUUCAGUUUGACUACGUGUUUGACUGGACAAUUUUAAAGUACCAGCAGUCUCACUCCAGUGUACCUCCGCGUACCCUGGUAAGUUAAUCGUGUUUUCAUAGCUUUUAAGCUUUUUUUUUUUCUCACAUAAUUUCUGUUCAAUGACAUCUUGCUCCUUCUUAGCGUCCUAGUGCUGGGCAAAGCUCUGGUCUGGCUCCUGCCAUUGGCAAUGCAGAGAGACAGUCAGGUGGUUCCUUCUUGAACUUAGUCAUAUUUUUUAUUUUUUUUUAUUUUUUUAAGUCUUAUAUUUCAAUCUUGUUCGAUCCAAAGAUGCCAUGACUUCUUUUGCCAUCAGUAUUCAUCUGUAGAUUUCUCUUCUUUUGCAUCUUUAAACCCAUCAAUAUUUUGAGAAAAAAUUACAUCCUUGAACCAUCAAUCAGCUCUGAUCUUUACAUCGAUCCAGAGUCACCGGCGAAUGAAUUGCUCAAUGAGCUGCUGCCCGAGUACUAAGAAGAUCAUCUCAGAUGGCAUUUCCUUGAAUGAGGCAGUGCUUGACUCUAUCAUCACAUUAAUGAGCCUUAUGCAUCAAUCAAAAUUACUAUAAGUGAAUAUGCUCGGAAUAUUCCAAAUCACCAGCAUCCACAUCAUCUCUCUAUUCAGGGGCCCCACAGCCCUCCUGAUGAGUCAACUUCUCUUCUGGGUCUCAUUCAUCCAGUUUACAACAUAAAUUGUUCAAUGCUAGCUGAUUCUAUCGUGGUGGGUGCUGCUGCUGCUGUCAUUUACUAUAAAUAUGGGUUGCUCUUCUUCACUCAGGUGGUGAAGAAGGAAGGGUGAUUGGGUGGAGCACAGGAGAUCCAUCUCGUCGUCGAGCUGCAGUACCAGAUGUGGGCUCAGGAAGCUUAUCGAAGCAGAAGACUCCUGUCACAGCCGAUCUGGAAAAUUCGAAAGAGUACAUGGUGAGUCAAUGGCUCUUCCCAUUUCUGUUUAUAAUCUUAAUCGAAUUGGGGAAAGUGGCUAUCUUCGUAGAAGAACAUCAGGAUUAGAAGUCAGCUUUCUGUUUGUGUCACAUAGGGCUCUGACCCACCCUUCUCGUUGGUUGACUUUCGCGCAAUGCUCUUGAUCAGCUAAAUCACUUAUUUCGGUUACUGAUUGUUGCAGAUAUUCGAGUAAUUCAAUAUGUUUUCUGGGUUUCAGAAUCUUGUAUUGAGCAGCAACCUCUUUUUGGCGUUGACUAAUUUAUUCUCUCAACCUCUUUUUGGCUCACCUAUGCGGGCUCCUUGGAGCAGCAACCUACGCUCUCUCUUAAAAAUAAAAUAAAAUAAAAAUAAAAAUCCUUUCAUCAAUGCAUUCAUCUCAUGGUUUCUUCUUUUUCUCACUCAAGAAAAUGAUGUUUGGCCUCUCUCUCUCUCUCUCUAUAUAUAUAUAUAUAUAUAUAUAUAUAUAUUUAUAUACAUCUGCAGAUGUCUGGCUCGACGUUUUUGGGGAGGCCAAGUGGUGGGUCGUCAAGGCGGGCCGCCAUUUCCAGCGGCAGGGAGGCAACCGGCAGUGAGUUUGACCCUCCUUCACGCUCAAGGACGAGGACAGAGGCGAACCCCGGGGGUCUCCACAAGUUCUCGAGCGCUCAAGGGAGCUCCCCCGUGCUCUCUGCGGAGCCCAUACGACCCUCCUCCGACCUCCAAGGCAUCCUCAAAGCCCUCGAGGGCCUCAGAUUUGACAGCUAUUAG
Messenger RNA from Spirodela intermedia, 5071 nucleotides. NCBI's taxonomy places the organism in Eukaryota, Viridiplantae, Streptophyta, Magnoliopsida, Alismatales, Araceae. The record is from the annotation of a GenBank genome assembly.